Messenger RNA from Onychostoma macrolepis, 1662 nucleotides. It is a transcript of the gene commd2, whose product is annotated as COMM domain containing 2. Bases 142 to 741 code for a protein of 199 amino acids. The record is from RefSeq and is a predicted model, not a curated record. Lineage: Eukaryota; Metazoa; Chordata; Actinopteri; Cypriniformes; Cyprinidae. The transcript has 5 exons.
GUUUCACUCGGACUGUAUAGCGCUGCGCACACAGCCGAUCAUGUGACUGUAACACAAGAGAAGCUUCACCAAACACCAUUCAGUUUACAAACAUAACCUGAUGAUUCAUUUUGUGCGAUGAUAUAUUAAAAGCGUCAGAAAAUGCUGCUAGUUUUAUCAGAGGAGCACAAGGAGCAUUUAGGAUUCUUGUCAGAAGUGGAUCCUGCGGUUGUUGGUGAGUUUGGCAGAAUCGCUGUGGAGUUUCUGAAAAAAGGCUCGAAUCCUAAAAUAUAUGAGGGAGCUGCACGGAAGCUGAAUGUGUCGUCCGAGAGCAUCCAGCACGGCGUGGAGGGCUUGAUGUAUCUCCUCACCGAGAGCUCCAAGCUAAUGAUUUCGGAGGUGGAUUUCCAGGACUCUGUGUUGGUGUUGGGAUUCUCAGAGGAGCUCAAUAAACUUCUGCUCCAGCUGUAUUUAGAGAACAGGAAGGAGAUCCGACAGAUUCUCAGCAAACUCGGCCCCAGCCUCCCGCAUUACCACAACCUGGAGUGGAGGCUCGAUGUUCAGUUGGCCAGCCGGGCGCUCCGGCACCAGGUGAAGCCCACCGUGACGCUGAAGCUCCACCUGGAGGACGGUGCGAAGCGCAGCGCCCACGUUCUGCAGACGGAUCCCGCCACACUGCAGCAUCUCAUUCACGAGCUGGAGCGAGCGCUCACCGAGCUCAAGAGCAGCCAUUGCCGCCGCAUCCUCCGCAACAUCAAAUAGAGCCGCGACACUGGUUUAGAGUUGAUCAGGCGAGCCGUUGUUCAGUGAUGCUGCACUGAUGUUCCUUAGAGACCAAUCAAUGCAGAGUUUGUUUCAUUUGUGCCAUAAGGAUUAACUGAUGCCUUUGCUUUGUAUUAAAGACACAGUUCGCACAAAAAUGAAAACGAUGCCAUGGUUUACUCACCUUCAUGUCGUUCCAAACCUGUAUGAAUUUAGAUAUUUUGAAGAAUGUUGGUAACCAAAUAGUUUUGGGUCCCUUUGACUUCGAUAGCCAUACAGUGGAAGUCAGUGAGACACAAAACGGUUUGGUUCUUCAGAGUAUCUUGAUAAUAAAAGAUGUUCAAUGUAAGAUAUUUUGAUGAAUGUUGGUAACCAAACAGUUUCAGUUUCUAUUGACUUCCAUGAUAUUUUUUGCUCAUAUUAUGGAAGUGAAUGGCACCUGAAACCAUUCAACCCAAUCUCACGGCAAUUCACACAUGUUUUACGAGGUAACUGAUUCGUACAAAUUUAGACCUCAAAUUAAGACCUCACUUGUAUGAAUUCAUACGGUUUUUGCUAAAUUGUAUGUGUUUUACAAGUUCCCAAAUUCAUAUGAAUUUGUACGGACGACCCACCCCUAACCUCGCCCCUAAACCUACCCGUCACUGGGGUCUAGGCAAAUCGUACAAAAGUCAUACAAAGGGGUGGCCAACAAAUUAGCCACCCCGUAAAAUACACACAAAUUGGUUGUAAGAUAGUGCUGAACCAUUUGGUUACCAAAAUUCAUCAAAAUAUCUUUUUAUGUUCCACAGAAGAAAAAGGGGUGAGUAAAUAUGAUUUUGAUGGAGUAUCUUUAAGUUUAUGGCACUGAAGGGUGUUUGUGUGUACUUUUGGGCCGAAGCUUUACAUCCCCACACUGUAAAAAAAAAAAAAAAAACUUAA